CCGCUGUCCACCGCCGCUUCCAUGACCCCGCCGCGAUCCAGAUGUGUACCUUGAUGAAUAUCAAAACUGGUGGAUGCAGUGAAGAUUGCUCCUACUGCUCCCAGUCUUCCCGGCACAGCACUGGCCUGAAGGCCACGAAAAUGAGCCCCGUCGACGACGUUCUCAAGGCCGCCAAGAUCGCCAAAGCAAAUGGGAGUACUCGUUUCUGUAUGGGCGCUGCUUGGCGUGACAUGAGAGGUCGCAAGACAAGUUUGAAAAAUGUCAAGCAGAUGGUAUCUGGUGUUCGGGAGAUGGGAAUGGAAGUCUGUGUCACGCUAGGAAUGAUCGAUGAUAACCAGGCCAAAGAACUGAAGGACGCCGGUCUAACAGCCUACAACCACAACCUGGACACCUCCCGCGAAUUCUACCCGACUAUCAUCACAACCCGAUCGUACGACGAGCGACUGAAGACCUUGUCUCAUGUCCGAGAUGCCGGCAUCAACGUUUGCUCUGGUGGUAUUUUGGGACUCGGUGAGGCUGACUCUGACCGUAUUGGUCUUAUCCACACUGUUUCCUCGCUGCCAUCGCACCCUGAGUCGUUCCCGGUGAAUGCUUUGGUCCCUAUCCCCGGUACCCCAUUGGGAGACCGAAAGAUGAUCUCCUUUGAUAAGCUUCUACGCACUGUCGCAACCGCCCGGAUUAUCCUUCCCGCAACGAUCGUCCGCCUUGCUGCGGGCCGCAUUUCCCUCUCAGAGGAGAUGCAGGUGGCCUGCUUCCAGGCUGGUGCAAACGCUGUUUUUACCGGAGAAAAGAUGCUGACGACUGACUGCAAUGGCUGGGAUGAGGACCGAGCCAUGUUUGACCGAUGGGGCUACUACCCCAUGCGCAGCUUCGAGAGGGAAACCAAUGCCGUCUCCCCCCAGCAACAGGUUGACUCUGUUGUCCAAGAGUCAGGGAAGACCCCCGCUGCGCCGGCCGCAGAAGCCCUAUGAUAGGGCUGCAGACCAUGACCCCACCCCCUCAAAAUCCAUGUUCAUCUGUUACCCCCUCUCCGCGUGUGACUCACGGAGGAGCGCUAGAGCAUUGCUAGGCCCAAUACAACUACAUCCGCAUCAAUCAGACCUUUCCAUC
This is a messenger RNA of Aspergillus versicolor CBS 583.65, 1110 nucleotides long. RefSeq names its product biotin synthase. Gene Ontology annotation, molecular function: 2 iron, 2 sulfur cluster binding; biotin synthase activity. The record is from RefSeq and is a predicted model, not a curated record. Gene Ontology annotation, biological process: biotin biosynthetic process. The transcript has a single exon. NCBI's taxonomy places the organism in Eukaryota, Fungi, Ascomycota, Eurotiomycetes, Eurotiales, Aspergillaceae. The coding region runs from base 54 to 971 and encodes 305 amino acids. Gene Ontology annotation, cellular component: mitochondrion.